Messenger RNA from Eptesicus fuscus (big brown bat), 4359 nucleotides. RefSeq names its product alpha kinase 1 (gene ALPK1). Gene Ontology annotation, biological process: protein phosphorylation. Gene Ontology annotation, molecular function: protein serine/threonine kinase activity; ATP binding. Bases 161 to 3772 code for a protein of 1203 amino acids. The record is from RefSeq and is a predicted model, not a curated record. NCBI's taxonomy places the organism in Eukaryota, Metazoa, Chordata, Mammalia, Chiroptera, Vespertilionidae. The transcript is spliced from 14 exons.
CUUUCUUUCCGUUUCCUCUUCCUGAAACGGAGGCCGUUUCUGAGAAACAGCGUUUCCCCGAGGCCGGGCCGGGCUGAACGUGCGGAGUCUCCGUCUCCUGCGAGGGCGGACGGUGGCUGAGCCUGUGGACCAGGGACGUGCACCCACGUGAGGGAGGGGCAUGGACAGACCGGGCGAGGUGGCCGCACAACUGCAGGAGUGCCUGCACCUGCUGCAGCAGCUGGCAGAGGCUCCGGGAGCACCUGCACGGGACCAGCGCAGAGAUGAGGACCAGCCGCACGGAGCUGCACUCCCCGAUGAGCUGCGGACCCUCCUCCAGGAGGCCAAGGGCAUGGCGUGGCCCUUCGUGCCUGAGAAGUGGCAGUACAAGCCCGCCGCGGGCCCCGAGGACAAAGCCAACCUGCAGGACCUGGUGGGCGCCGGGCUGCAGCAGCUACUGGUGUCCCUGAAGGCCGCAAUCCUCGACGGGGAUGGUGCCACGGCAGCAGCCAUCCUGUUCCUGAGCGACCGGCUCCUCUAUGGGCUCGACGUGUCCCACCAGCUUCUACGGAUCGCCAAGGCGCUGCACCGACUGUGGCCCGCCACGCCCAUGGCUCCGCAGCUGGUCAUCCGUCAGGCCCGCGUGGCACUCAACGCAGGGAAACUUUUAAAAGCCGAGUACAUCCUGAGCAGUUUGAUCAGCAACGAGGGAGCAACAGGCUCCUGGCUGUACAGACACGAGAGCGACAGGGUCCUGGUGCAGUCCGUGUGCGUGCAGGUCCGAGGGCAGAUCCUGCAGAAGCUGGGGAUGUGGCAUGAAGCAGCGGAGCUCAUUCGGGCCUCGAUUGUGGGGUUUCUGACGCUUCCUCAGCCAGACAAGAAGGGCAUCUCCGCCUCGCUGGGGAUACUGGCCGACAUCUGUGUGUCCAUGAGCGAGCAAGACUACGAGAAGUUCAAAACCCACCCCCACGUGGCCUUGGGCCUGACGAGGGACUGUGCCCAUCGCCUGCUGUUGGCCGCUGAAGCCUGCAAGCUGGCCGCCGCCUUCAGCCCCUACACGCCCCUCUUCGUGCUCACGGCCAUGAACGUCCGGGGCGCGUGCCUGCUGUCCUACGCCGGUGCCGGCGCCUGUCCCUCCGAGAUGCGGACGCUGUAUCUGCAGGACGCCAGAGAGGCCUUUGAGAUCGGCCUCCUCACCCAGCGCGGGGACGAGCCGGUGCCCGGGAGGCAGGGCCUGCACAGCUUCCUCAGGGCCGCGCUCGGCCUCUGCACGGCGCACCGCAGGCUCCACGGGGACACGGGGCCGAGCCGCGCCGCCCGCCGGCUCUGCCGGGAGGCCGUGGGGAAGCUGUAUGCCGUCACGGCGGCCGCAGCCCCGGAGCGGGCAGCGCUGUCUCGGGAGAUCAUGCGUGGGAUCACGCAGGUGAAGGACCUGCUGCCGGUUCGGAGCUUCCCAGGUUGGGAAGACGGGGCGUACGUCCCUGCGGGCUUCAUGCGAGGUCUGGACAGGCCCCUCCUGCUGGGGCGCGUGGCCUUCCCGACGGUCCUGCAGGCCCACGCCCGGCACCACACCGCGGUGUGUGGGGCGUUUGAAAGCAUCUGUGGAAACAAGAAAAAUGAACAGAAGGAUCCAGACCCGGGCGUCUGCAUCACGGCACUGAGAACGGACACACGGGGCCCGGACGCCGCGAGUGCUGAGGACGGGCCGUGCCUCCAAACAGGAGGGGGGCCGUCUCCCUGCCGGGCAGCUGAGAGGAGUCCGGAGGCGCCCCCGCGGGCGGGGAGGAGGGACUGGAUCCGUUCGGACACACUCCGCGUCUCCCUGGACCCAGACGUGGAGACCGAGGCUGCGUCGCCAGUCCAUGGCAGCGGGGUCGCUGCUCCGAGUGGCAGCCGGAGUCCCAGUCCCUGGAGCAGGCUGUCCGGACGCAGCUUCUCCUCCAGCUGGGAGGAGGUGGACACCCACGUGGACAGCAGGUCCCCCGGUCACUCGCCCGGCCGGGGACGCCCUGUGGACACUCGGGGGCCCACGGCCGGGGCGGGCAGCCCUGGGAACCGCGCAGCUGUGCGUGCUCUGUCCUCGGAGCUUCAAGGUCUCUCUUUCCCGGCGCCCGAGGACGGCCCUUCCGAGUCCUCUCGGAGCCACGCACCCUCGGCUGCCUGCCCUCCUGGGAGCACCGCGGGCGCUCCCGUGCCCUCCGGGACAGGGCUGGCGGAGGGAGGCCCAGAGGCAAGGCGGGCAGGCAGAGCCACGGGCCCCAGGGGCGCCUCUGCUCAGGCCAGGCCCUCACUGGGGUCUGCGUUUGGGUCUUCUGGUUCCCGUUGGCCCCAGAGUGUGGCCGCACAGCCUUCGUUCCAAGAGGAAGAAACCUCUGAGGUAAUGGAUGAGCUCCCAGCAGUCGGUGACGAUGCCAAACGCGGGUCUGCAGAGGGGCCGGGGGCAGGACGCACUCGAGGAGCAGGCCCUGCAUUUCAAGGGAGCCCCUCUCGGGGGACCCCAGAAGAAGCCGCUGAAUCCCACAGAGUCCUGGGCGAUUCUCUGGGCGCAAGCUCCGCAAUGGCACGUCACUCUGCCACGUCACCGUGGCCCGUUCAACAUCUGCAAUCAGGACACAGCGGGGGCCCCGUCCAAGAGCAGGAGGCGGACCCCGAUGCCUCCACUGUGGACGAGCGGGGGCAGCUGCUGGACCCCACCGGGCCGCGUGGCUGCCCCAGGCCAUGUGCUCCGAGGCCGCCCCCUGCCUCCAGGAGCCACGAGGCCUGCACCACCACAGAGGAGGGGAACGAGCCCGCCCAAGUGCUCAGCCUCAGCGGCAGCGGGAGCUCCGGCUCCUCCUGGGGUAGCUGGUGGAGGACGCCCACUGCGUCCAGCGGGUCCUCCGAGGGGAGCAGGCCCUGGUCCUUCCUGAACUCCAGCGCGAGUUCCUUCAUGUCGUUGGCGGGAGAGACGCGGCAAGAGAUGCUCGAGGCUCGCACACUGCAGCCCCAUGACCUGGAACGGCUCCUGGCGGGUGUGACACAUGACUGGCUGCUCCAGAGGCUGGAGGGCACAGGGGUGUUUAGGCCCAGCCGGCUGCACCAGGCGUACGAUGCUCUUUUGUUGAAAUAUUCCAAGAAAUCGGAGCUGUGGACGGCCCAGGAGACUGCUGUAUACCUGGGGGACUACCUGAAGGUGACGAAGAUGGGCAGGCAGAGAAACGCCUUUUGGGUUCAUUAUCUCCAUCAAGAAGAAACUCUGGGAAGGUACGUUGGGAAGGCGUACAAGGAGCCGAAGGCGCUGUGGCUGCACUUCUCUGACGUGGAGCGCCAGGGGACCGCCCAGCACUACGUGACGGAAUUCAACAAGCGACUCUAUGAGCAGAAGAUCCCCACCCAGCUCUUCUACGUGCCCGCCGCAGCGCUGCUGAUUUUAGAGGACGAGAUGAUAAAAGGAUGUGUCAGUGUGGAGCCUUACAUACGGGGGGAGUUUGUAAAAUUAUCCAAUAACACGAAAGUGGUGAAGACAGAGUACAAAGCCACCCAAUGCGGCUUAGCUUUCGGCCACUUUUCCUACGAGUUUUCCAACCACCAGGAUGUCGUCGUAGAUUUACAAGGCUGGGUGACCGACGACGGGAAGGGGCUGCUCUACCUGACGGACCCCCAGAUCCACUCGCUGGGCCGCAGAGGGGUCACCACCAACUUCGGGGAAAGGGGCAUCUCCUACUUCUUCAACCACCAGCACGCGCAGUGCAACGACAUCUGCAGGCGCCUCUCUCUGACAAGACCGCCCACUGAGACACGAGACAACCUGUAGGCUUUCUGGGGAUGCAGCAGCCACGAGCCACCCUUGGGGGCGGGUCCCCCUCAGGUGCGCAGGGUCAGCACAGCCUGGGCCCAGGGCCGGGGGCUGGGGCUGGGCUGGCCAAAGAUUGCGAGAGGAGCUGAUGAGUCCAUUUCAGGCUCACACUUAGACCCGUGCCAGACCUGGGGUCUCUCUCCCUCUUCCACUUACCCCUCACCGCCAUCUCCCCCAAGGAAUGUCUGCACGUCUACCCCCUUCUUGGUAUUUGCUUCUUAAGAACACAAACUAACACGUUUAUUAAAGAAAUGGGCCCUAACCAUUUUGGCUCAGUGGACAGAGCGCCAGCCUGCAGACUCAGGGGUCCCAGGUUCGAUUCCUGUCAAGGGCAUGUGCCUUGGUUGUGGGCACAUCUCCAGCAGGAGGCAGCUGAUUGAUGUUUCUAACUCUCUAUCCCUCUCCCUUUCUCACUGUAAAAAAACUCAAUAAAAUAAAAUACAUUUUUUUAAAAAAAGAAAUGGGAAAAAAUAACCUUAUUAACAAAAUAAAGGGGGAAAUCAUAUUAUAAUAUCAAAUGAUACAGAAAAAAUACUUAUAAUUGA